Messenger RNA from Dentiscutata erythropus, 975 nucleotides. The record is from the annotation of a GenBank genome assembly. Lineage: Eukaryota; Fungi; Glomeromycota; Glomeromycetes; Diversisporales; Gigasporaceae.
AUGAUUACUAAUAAUCCUCAAGAUUUACCUCAAGAUUUAUCAUUUACUGUUGUACGAGAUAUUUCUCGGAUUAAUCAAUGGAAUUCAAUGGAUUGGUUUCGACAAAAUAUAGUUCAAGUUUUUAAUACAGUUUCAUGUAAUGGAACAUUAUUUGGAAAACUUUUAACACAUUAUUUAGAACCAACCAAUUGGAGUCAAGAAGAGAAUCAAGAAUUAGAGAAAAUACUUCGUAGAAAACUUCGAGAAAAUUUAAAAUUAUUUUUUAUUAUACCAAAAAGUAUACCAAAAACAGCAAUAUUACCAGCAAGAGUACCAAAAUAUAUACUUGAAUCAACAAUUAUUGAUUCCAAACGAGCAGCAUUAAUAGCAAGUUGGAUAGAUCGUAAAGAAGAUCCAGAAUAUUAUUUACCCAAAGAAAAUCCUUAUUAUUUUAAAUUAUUAUUAAGAGGAAGUAGAGAUGGAUUUUUUGUAGAAGAUUUUCGAAAAAGAUGUUUUAAUCAAGGAGCAACAGUAAUUUUAAUUCAAACGGAGAUUCAAUCUACAGCAACACCAUCAGCAACAACAUCAUCAUUUAAUGGACAAACAAGAACAGGACAAAUAGUUAUGGGAGGAUAUAAUCCAAAAAGUUGGUCUGGAACAAAUAAAUUUAGUUCAUCAACCGAAAGUUUUAUAUUUUCAUUAUGUAGUGAUUCACAAUCACAAAUUACAACAUUAAGUAGAGUAGUAGCACAUCAUUUUGCAAUAUCUGAUGAUGAUAGUCAAUUUAUUGGAUUUGGAAAUGGGGAUUUAUAUAUUUUUAAAAAUAGUUGUCAAAAGAGAGACUAUAUGUACGCGAUUUUGGAUAGAACCAAAUUUUCUAUGGAUGAAAUUGAAAGUGUUGAAGUACCACUAUUUUUUCGAAAGAUUAGAUAUAUCAAGUAUAUAUGUAUAUUAGAAGAAGUUUGUGUUUAUGCUACAUCUGUACUUAUGUUUUAG